GUUUUCCGGCAAAUUGAGCUUCCGGAGGAGCUGAAACGCCUUGAAUGUUUACGAGUGAAAUUACGUGUGCAACGGUAUCAUUUUGUGGAGGCAGUUUCUAACAACACUGAUGUGUUCAAUCUGCAUACCUUGGUAAGCGUGAAAUUGCGUGAUUAUGAAGAAGUAAUUCAGGAAGCAGCAGAAGCGGGUCUCCUGAUCAGCUUUGUAACAGAUAUUAUUGAUCAUGAUGGUCGCUCGGAAUUGCCACCCAUUGUGACGGAGAGGUGGAGCAUUCUCCAGGCAGUUUUUUUCGCCAGCACCGUCCUUACGACAAUCGGAUAUGGCAAUGUUGUACCCUCAACCAACUGGGGAAGAAUCUUCUGCAUCCUCUUUGCUUUCGUUGGUAUACCUCUCACUCUGAUAGUGAUUGCCGACUGGGGAAAGCUAUUCGCGAGUGCAGUAGUAUACAUUGCGCUGAUGAUGAAGUCGAAACUUCCGUUUCGCGCGAAGCUUUCAUGUAUUCCGACGAACGUGGCUGGUCGUCGAUCACUUGGUGCUUGCGCCGCUAUCGUACUGCUCUUUCUAUAUCUCGCCUGUGGUGCUGGUAUGUUUAUGUUGUGGGAAGACGAUUGGAAUUUUUUUGAUGGAUUUUAUUUCUGUUUCGUGACUAUGACCACCAUAGGUUUCGGCGAUCUUGUUCCGAGUAAGUAAUAAUCUUUAUCCUCCGAAGAGGUGUAUGCACAGAAUUACUAUUCGUUAAUUACAUACUUUAUGUGUAAAUCUUGAUAAUUUCGAAUCAUAUCAAUAAGAUUUCUGAUUUUUAUAACUA
Messenger RNA from Vollenhovia emeryi, 808 nucleotides. Its product is annotated as potassium channel subfamily K member 18. The record is from RefSeq and is a predicted model, not a curated record. Gene Ontology annotation, biological process: potassium ion transmembrane transport; stabilization of membrane potential. The transcript is spliced from 4 exons. NCBI's taxonomy places the organism in Eukaryota, Metazoa, Arthropoda, Insecta, Hymenoptera, Formicidae. The annotation marks the transcript as partial. Gene Ontology annotation, cellular component: membrane. Gene Ontology annotation, molecular function: potassium ion leak channel activity.